UCCACUCGUUACAUACAGAAUGAAAACGAAAGAGAACGCAGGACAGUCCUGUACCUCGAGUACGAAACGUUUACUUCCUGGUUGGAGAGAGGACACAAAAUGUCGAAGUGUUUGUCGUCUCUGCUUCUCGUCGCAUCGUGGAUUUGUUUUAAAACACACUCAGUGUCAGGCGCCUGUAUGUCAGGGAUGUAUGGUUUGGACUGUAGCUACAACUGUCACUGUGACGCUGCCAACUGCACUGAUGUUAAAGGUUGUUCUGGUAGGUGCCAGGAAGGAUGGUCUGGACCAAGAUGCACAACAGAAAAUGUAGCCUUACAGAAAACUGCCUACCAGAGUUCAUACAUCCCAGGGUUCACGGAUGUCGCUGUGCUUGCUGUAGAUGGCAACCGUCGCGCUCGUGGAGGAUUCUGUAUGGUAACUGGUAUUCAUCAGCCAUACACGUGGUGGGAAGUAGACUUGGAAAGAGACUACUACAUACACAAGAUAGAUAUUUACUUCCGCACCGACUUUAGAGAUCGUAGAAACGGUGUUCACAUCUACAGCUCAACAGAAGCCAGGAAAGCGAAUACGGGCCACCUGUGUGGUGCGGCCACUAUAAACAGUCCUGAUGUAACAACCAUUACAUGUGACAGUACAGCCAGAUAUAUCACUCUCUACCAGAAUACAUCAAACAGUAAUGGUGAAAGAAUCAUGGACUUUUGCGAAGUAGAAGUGUAUGUUUGUGAUCCUGGAACGUUUGGUGAGGACUGCAGUCAGUUUUGUCACUGCCUGAAUGGACCGUGUAACUACACAACUGGAGAAUGUACAGGAGGAUGUAAACCAAACUGGACUGGGGUGAACUGUAAUGACAAUGUGAAGUAUUCUGUUCAGCAGAUUCAGUUCGUCAUAUACUGCGAGGAUUUGAACGAUCGACCCCCAGUAUAA
Molecule: messenger RNA, 924 nt
Organism: Gigantopelta aegis
Lineage: Eukaryota; Metazoa; Mollusca; Gastropoda; Neomphalida; Peltospiridae
Product: multiple epidermal growth factor-like domains protein 10
Exons: 6
Coding region: 100-924 (274 amino acids)
Source: RefSeq, a predicted model, not a curated record